UUAGCAGAGCUGAUUAUACACAUUUCCAACAAUGAACAUGACGUUUUGAACUGUCAAUCCGCUAACAAAUUUCUUUUUAUCUAUACAAGCUACAAGGAAAGCAACGUAAACCGGACAUCUCAAUUUGAUUUUCAAACAUUUAAAAUUAUCAGACACUCCAUUUAAAUUAUUCCUCUGAAAACAUUGGUAUACCAAACGAAAGAAUAUGGCCGAUGAUGAAAACCAGCCACCAGAUGACGCAGUAGUAGCAGAAAAUCCUGGAUUUUCUUUGAACUUCUCAAGAUUCUAUUUCACAUCUUGAACUGGACUUUAAUUGUUAAGCUACUUCUACAAAGACCAACUCUACCAGUUGCUGAGACAAUUGAUAUAACAACAAAGAACUUGAAAUGCGGCGAGCACAAGAAUCUCUUUUGGGGGCAAAUGAUGCAGCCCCAGCAGAUGAAGCAGCCGAAGGCGAGGAAGAAUCAGCAGCUCCAGCUGCAGAAGAUGAGGGAGAAGCUGAACCCACAGGAGAGGAACCUCCAGCAGCUGGUGAUGAAGGAGGUGAUGAACAGCAAGAAGAGGAGGGACAGAAAGAAGAUGAGGGAAUGACAGAGGAUGCUGCAAAAGAGAAGGAUAAGAAAAAGGAAACCAAAAAACUCUUUGAUAGUAAAGGCAGUUUGCUGGAAACUGAGUCAUUUGUGCGGGAAAAAUUGGAAGAGUUCAAACAGAAACGGGCAGCAGUAGCAGUGCUGAUCGGUGAUUUGCAAGGGAAAGUUAAAGAGUACAAAGAGAAAGAAAAUCCCACUGAUGAUGAUAUUGCAAAUCUGAAAAAGUACCAUGCAGCUUUUCUUGAGAAACUUGGCGAGUACGAAGACAUGACUAGGAGCCUGGAGAGGCUGAUGGGGAUGGCAGAUGUGCCAACUUCACAACUUGACAUGACUAUGUCGGGACCUCCAUUCUCAAAGCCAGCAAAACUGGAGACUCCUGCUCCCGAGAAGCAGCCUGAACUGUCUGUACUGGACACUGAUUUGGAGGACAAGUUGCCGAAGCUAAUCGUGUGUGGGACAGAUAUGGGUGACAAUGUCCCAAGGAUUAUAGUUUGUGAGCCGUUGAAGAGAGCCGACUUGGAGCCUUUUUCUAAGUCAUCAGGAGGAGUUGGUAGUGUUGGUGAAGGUGCAGGUGUUAUCCAGAAGUUAAACAAAUGUCUUGAAACUCAGCAAGAACUAGCUGCUGAAAAUGCAGAAAUGGCUAAAAUGAGACACCAACUCCAACAAGAACUUCUGGACAAGCAAGAUAUGCUUGACUGCAUGAAACAGAAAAUGAUGACUAUGGAGUGCGAGAAGUACAGAAUCCAAUCUGAGAACUGUGAAUUACAAAAGCGAUUGAUAAUGUCACAGAAGCCCGGAGACCCACCGAUGUGCAAACGUGAGCUCUACAUGAAGUUGAGAGGAACAUCACCUGAUGCGUGCCCCAUGGGGGGCAACAAGGACCUGGAACAAGAAUUGGAAAAGAUGGGUGGUGAUGUCAAGAAUAUAUAUUCCGAGCUAGAAUGUAUGCAGAAAGAAAAACUGGCUCUGGGGUAUUCUACAUCAGUAAAGAAAAGGGUAUGUAUGGAUGAAAAUUUGAGUAAGGCAGAUGAAGAAGCUAAGAAGAUUGGAUUUGAUGGAGAGGGCAUGCAGAAAAUACCCUCAACUUCAGAAGUUGGGCACUUGAGUUACAUGGAGGAAAAAAUUAACGCAUGUUGUGGUGACACAAAUAACAUGUACCCUGAAGGAGUAUGUAUGAUGGAGAGGUUCAACUUUGGAGGUUCAGGUUCCCCUAGGAAGCCAGUCUGUAAGCGUAUGUUGCCACAAAAAUCAACCCAAACGGAUGCGGACAAGGAAAAGGACAUUCUGUUUGCUACAGACAAGGAUCCCAAGAUGAAAGACCUGAGAGAGCAAUACCAAAGGCUCCAUAGUGACUUUAAAAACAAAGUAACUGAGGUCGCAUCUGUCCGAGUUGAUCUGGAGAAAACCAAAAAGGAGCUGGACGCCAUAACAAUACUACAUCAUGAACUGGAAGCAAUACACCAGAAGACAUUGGAUGAGAAUACAGCCUUAAUGGCAGAGAAAAAUCAGAUGCAAGAAUUGAAAGAUAAAAUGAAUGACUUGGAGCAGCAAGCUAAUGUAGCUAAGCAGAUGUACAAGACAGGUCAAGAAGAGAUGGAAGAGAUGAGGUUACUUAUAGAAGAACAGGCUACACAACUAGAUGAUUAUAGGAACAAGUACAUGAAAACACUGCAAAUUGCAGAAGAAUUGAAGAAGGAAAAUGAAUUCAAAGAAAGAGAAUGUGCUGACCAAAUUGCUGUUGAAAUCCAAAAAGUAAAGCUUGAAAUGCAAGAACAAUUAGAAGAACUGAGCCCAAUCAAAGAUUUAUUGAGGAUCACUCAACAGAAGCUCAAGGAGACAGAGCAGAUGCAUAAUAUUGCCUUGGAAACCAUUGCAGAUAUAACUAAAAAGCUGGAGAAUGCCAACAACGAAGUUGAUACACUUAGAAAGAAAGUGGAUUCUGCCAAAACAGAUGGUGACCUAAAUAUUAACUUGAUGAACAGUUUAGAAAAUGCUGAUAAGAAACUGAAUGCCAUGGAGAAUGAAAAUGCACACUUGAAGGGAAUGGUGGGUCAGCUGGAGGGACUGCAGGUCAACCAGGCUCAAAAACUGGAAGAAAAAUCUCAUGAGUUGCUGCAGAUGACCCAGCAGCUGGAAACCCUUAGAGAAGAAUCAGCACGGCAGGUAGCCAGAGUGAAGGAGCGCAGUGAAAUGAUUCGUAAGUGUCUGCAGGCCCAGAUAGGUGAGAUGGAGAGAGAGGUGGCUACAUGUCGUGCCGCAACUGCAUUCGCCAACCGCGAGCGGGAUGAGGUAAGCUGAUAAACUGAUAUUGUAAUUUU
Molecule: messenger RNA, 2908 nt
Organism: Homalodisca vitripennis (glassy-winged sharpshooter)
Lineage: Eukaryota; Metazoa; Arthropoda; Insecta; Hemiptera; Cicadellidae
Product: outer dense fiber protein 2-like
Exons: 21
Coding region: 387-2888 (833 amino acids)
Biological process (GO): regulation of cilium assembly
Cellular component (GO): centrosome
Source: RefSeq, a predicted model, not a curated record